GGAGACACCGAAGGAGCUUCUGCGAAGAAACUUCCGCGCUUGCGUCGACAACGUCGUCUGCUGCCGCUGCUGCUGUUUUCGCAUCAUGCGCAAAUUGGUCGAGGACACUCAUUACACACCAUUACACACUACGUUCGUAGCGAUCACCAGUGCGAGACACCGUCGACAUGUCGAGUUAAGACGCAUCUCGUCGAGGGAGUGGGAGAAAGAGAGAGAUAGACAUUGGAAACGUCAGCAGUAGGGACGGGCUCCGGGGUGUGUUAGCGAUGGAGCAGCGGUCACCGAGGCAGUAGUGAAUUAACAAUCCUCUCGUAAGGAUCAUCCAUCGAAUCCAGCCAGAUAUGCGACGCGAUGCGGAGCCUGUCUGAUGUACCCGAGGAUUCGCGGGAAUGUCAUAGUGAGAUCUAGCAGCACCGUUUAACGAUAAAGCCGGAGUUAUCUGUUUGUUAACGGUGUGAAUAAUUGAUAAAGCCUGACGUGAUGAUGAUGGUGAUGACGUCGGCGCACAUCUCGUCGACACGUGCGUAAACCGAUAUCUAAAGAUGACACAGGGUAUUCAACGAUGAGCACAUGAUAUCGUAGCUGUCGUGGCGCGGCGGGAAACGCGCGUGUUUGUUGACAGAUCGCGAAGCAAGAGGCGAGAGGAAGAAAAGGAAGUUGAAGGGAAGUAGCGUAACUCUUGUGAUAUCUACGUCUCAUAAAAAAAUUCAUUCCACUAGGGUCUAAUUCAAUGCAAUUCAAGGGUACAUAACAACACCAAGCUUGAGAAGUAUUAGCGUAAGGAGAAAGCAAGAGAGGAAGAGGAGGAGAAAGAUGCAUCUUGCUUUAUGCAUGCCUAUUUACUAAAAAAAAACUUACUAAUUUUAUUAAUAUAAGAUGUAAAUAUGUGCCACACCUGCAAAGAGCUUUUUGAAUUUAAUGCGACUAACUGAUGGCUUAACAACAAUUAACAACCGAGCUUUCCUUAAUAAUAAGAUGCACGAGAAUAAUGAUGCAAAUGACACAAGAGAGUCAUACAACACGACAGACAUCACCGAGUCUAUUUUGUACACCGUACUAGUGAACGAUCUUACGACAAUCUCUGCAAGCAUGCCAGGUGCAAUCUACAACGACAGCACGUCCACGACGGCGUAUGUAGAACUGCCGCAGGACAGCGAGAGUGGUAGCCAACGAUUGUGGAAUUUAUCCAAAACCGCCAUAACUUCACUGUCUGAACCCACGGCGAUACCGUUCAACACUUCGACGAGGAGCACUACGUUAUAUACGCCGACAACCGAGUCAUUCGACGAGUUCGGCCCACCUGAAGGAGUAGAAUAUAUUUUUGUGCCACUCGGUGUGCUGGUCUCAGUUAUUAUACUAUCAGCUGUGGUAUGGGUGCUGAUUAUAUCGAGGAAGCGCAAAUUGGAGCGUUUAAGACACAGGCUCAUGCCAAUGUAUAACUUUGAUCCUGGGGAAGAGGAAGAGGAUGAUUGGGAGACCGAACUGUUGGACGAGUGCUACAAUACACAUCAAAGACGAGUGUCAAGGAUAUCAGUCCAUGGAUACUGAGGAAAAUGCAGAGCUAUUCGGUGGUCACUAGUAGCACAUUUUUUCGCAUGGCAUUUAUAUCAUUUUUUCAUCAGGUUAUAAUCGUCAUAAUUGGCUAAAAAUAUUUAUUAAUUGUAUUCUUGUACACACGAAGUUUUUAAGCAUACUGGGAAUUUACGACAUUCUCAUCUAUGAGAGUUAAAUUUUUUUUAAUACAAAUUUUUGAAGAUCAAAGUUUUAUAGCUUAAUUCUAUCUAAAUUAUAUAUUCAAAUUGCUUUUUGAAUCGUUUUAUUAAAAUCAAAUUAUACGUGCAAGUUUUAAAAUAUUGGUUAAUUAAAUUGGCCAAUAGUAUCAAGAAAGGACUAAUAAUGGAUCUUAAUGAUCAAAUAAUAUUUUUUGUGUAAAUUUAUACACAUUUUUCAAUUUUUUUUCUAUCAUUAUUUUUGGUCUUGAAACGCUUUUAAACUAAAUCAGAAUAAUAUUACAAUAUUAAAUUAUCCAUUUACUGACGUUAACAAGAUUCUAUCUAUAAGAUUCCUCUUUUAUUCCUAGAUUAAAUUGGUAAUUUAAUAUCGUAAUAUUAUUGUUCUAGUUCGUUUAAAGACCUGUAUUUUAAAAUUAAAAACAGUUCACGAAGAACUAGAAAAUGUGUAUAAAAUUACACAAAAAAAAAUUAUUUGAGCACUAAGAUCCAUUAUAAGAUCUAACUAUUAUUGGUCCUUUUUCGAUUGUAAUUGUUAUAUACAUACACGCGCGCGCAUGUGUGUAUAUACGUACAUACGUGAUCUUAUAUAUAAAUUUAUAUUAAAAAUGUUGUAUAUAUAUUGACUUUUACGCAACUAUAACUUCAUAUUAGAAAAUAUAUAUAUGAACUUUUUCACAA
This is a messenger RNA of Monomorium pharaonis (pharaoh ant), 2411 nucleotides long. RefSeq lists its product as uncharacterized. Lineage: Eukaryota; Metazoa; Arthropoda; Insecta; Hymenoptera; Formicidae. The coding region runs from base 919 to 1548 and encodes 209 amino acids. The record is from RefSeq and is a predicted model, not a curated record. The transcript has 3 exons.